Cyanistes caeruleus (blue tit) is the source of this 958-nucleotide messenger RNA. The record is from RefSeq and is a predicted model, not a curated record. Lineage: Eukaryota; Metazoa; Chordata; Aves; Passeriformes; Paridae.
GCGCGGUGCCACCCACAGCUAUUUAUGCUGGAGCUCCAGCCUGCUUUCUGCUGGAGAUGUCACCUCUGAUCCUGUCUCCUUUUCUGGAAGCCCUGCAGUGGGGCUGGCACCGCUCCUGUGCUGAGGCCAUGGGGUCAGUGAGGGUCCCCAGCAUUUUUCUUGCCACCCCAAGGUGCAGGCAGGGUUGGGGGCGAGGUGUGAGUCCCCUGAUUCCCGUGAUUCUGUCACAGCUGUGGGGAUCUCUGCCUGGCACUGCAUGAGGUGCCACCUAGCAGACAAAAAUUCCUUUUUGGAGACCAGCCUGGGGCAACCUUGGGGGGACAGUGCUGAGCCCCUGGGUCAGUGCUGCCACAGUGUGGGGGUUCACCUUCUGCCCCUCUCCCCCAGUCCUGUGUGCUGAGCGGGUGGUCAGGAUCACGAAGACAUACCACGAUAUUGACGCUGUCACCAACCUGCUGGAUGAGAAAGAGAGGGACCUGGAGUUAGCAGCACGCAUUGGGCAGUCCCUGUUGAAGCAGAACCGGAGCCUGACUGAGCACAAUGAGCUCCUGGAGGAGCAGCUGGAAUUGGCCAAAGAGGAGAUCGCGCAGCUGCGCCACGAGGUCUCCAUGCGGGAUGACCUUCUCCACUUCUACACCACCACAACAGAGGAGAGCGAGCCCACCACCACCACCUCCACACCGCUGCGCAGGCACGAGUCCUCGCUGUCCUUGCAGCAGUACUUCCAGUACGACACCUUGCAGCAGAAACUCAAGUGCUUGGAGGAGGAGAACCAGAAGCUCCGGAUGGAGGCCACCAACAUCGCCACUGAGACCUGUCAGUACGAGGACCAGGAGCAGCAGCUGAUGAUCGACUGCGUGGAGCAGUUUUCCGAAGCCAGCCAGCAGGUCGUUCAUCUGUCGGAGGAGCUGGCACGCAGGGCGGAGGACGCGGCACGGCAGCAGGAGGAGAUCAGGCA